AUGAUCAUGGACCCCUCGUCGAACCCUUCUCCUGCGCCUGAGUCCGCGACCAAUGCAUAUCCCGGAGAGUUCUGGGGCGGGAUACCUUCGCUGUAUACUUCGAACCAGCCCGAUGGACAGCCUUUUGGUAUAGGCUGGGACCACCCUGUUUUUCAGGCCCCUCAUUCCAACCCGCCAUCGAAACCCCAUCAGCCACAAGAUAUUUAUCCUCAAACGCAGCAGCAAUGGCAACAACCACCGUUGCAACCUCAGAUGGUGCAAGAGCCACAGCGGAAUUAUACCCUGCCAGCACAAUAUCAUAUCAACCAGUUUCAGCCACCGAAUCCUACUCCUACAUACGAGACUUCACAACAAAAUGCUCCUUAUCGCCAAUACACCUUCGAUCCCCAACCCUUUUAUGCAAACCCCCCUUCAGCCGCUAAGAGUGCGUUUAAUCAACAAUCCGCCGUUGAUCUACAUACAGCAAAUCAUCCAUCACGGCUGGUGCCCUCUCCCGUUCCAAGCCCCCUACCGUCAUAUGGAAGGCCAGUAUCACUGCAAAGCAAUUUGCAGAAUGACGCCAUUAACUUCGCGACUGGCUUCCAAGAACAUCACUCCGCUUCUACAUAUCACAACACCAUUGAUCCUCAGUUUCUUUCUGCACCCCAACAUUCAAUGAUCCAACCCGUCUCCUCGCAAUCCGAAUUUUUUGUCAUUAACCCCGCAGAUCUAGACAAUCACUCCACCUCUGACCAUUAUCAUGCGUACAAUACGGAGAUUGCUCCUCGCUUAAUCGGGCCGAGCCAAGCGCUUAGUACUGUGCAACCAAUUCCCCAAAUUACAACAACCGGGAAAAAGCCAACAAAAGCACGAACGAAAGCUGAUAAGCCGCCGGCAAAACGAAGAAAAAAGGAUGCGCCGGAGAAGGUUCAGGAUCGCGCAAAGGCUGCAGCCAAUAAAGCUGUAAUCAAACAAGGUCCACGACCACCUGAUGCCUCAGCUAGCUCCGAUAGCAGCGACGACUCUGACAGUUCUUCUGAUCUCGAAGUCGCCCCAGAGCCGUUUCCUCUCCCUCCUUUGCGCCCUCUGGAUGCCGAGGGUGGCAUCAAAUACGACACUUUAAAGGCAGUUUGGUCGCCGAGGAAUAAACAACCACCAAUAUCCACCAUAAGAAAUGCACUGAUGCUAUUUUCCGAUCUUAUCAAGGGGGUUCGGGAUAGUUGGAAAGCGAAAAGCGAAUCAUUAAAAGCAGCCGAGAAUCAAAACCAAGAGGAUAAGAUUCCCGGAAUGAAGAAGGAGGUCACAUUGCAACGGCGUCUGAUAGAUUUGAUUGUCACUACAGCGCUGGACGGUGGCCACCCUGCCAUCAUCCAAAGCUGGUACAAUUAA
This is a messenger RNA of Histoplasma capsulatum G186AR, 1368 nucleotides long. RefSeq lists its product as uncharacterized. The record is from RefSeq and is a predicted model, not a curated record. The coding region runs from base 1 to 1368 and encodes 455 amino acids. NCBI's taxonomy places the organism in Eukaryota, Fungi, Ascomycota, Eurotiomycetes, Onygenales, Ajellomycetaceae. The transcript is spliced from 5 exons.